Molecule: messenger RNA, 1173 nt
Organism: Cotesia congregata
Lineage: Eukaryota; Metazoa; Arthropoda; Insecta; Hymenoptera; Braconidae
Source: the annotation of a GenBank genome assembly
AUGACUCGAUUAAAUCUUCAAGUAAAUUACUUGACUCAAGAGCAUCUCACUGGUUUUGAAAAUUACAAGUACAGCUGCUUGGAUACCAGUCCUCUCAGCAUUUAUGUUAUGCACCCAUGGUGGAACAAGGUUAUCACUUGGUGUCCAAAAUGGGUAGCUCCAAACUUGUUAACCUUCUCAGGAUUCCUCUUCACAGUAGUGAACUUCCUAAUGUUCGCCUACUACGACUACUAUUACUACGCAUCGAGUGAUGACCACCCGGAAUACCCAGCGAUACCGCAACUGGUAUUUCUGCUAGCUGCAUUCAAUAUCUUCAUGGCGUACACCUUGGACGGGAUCGACGGUAAGCAGGCGCGACGAACCCAGACCUCAGGACCCUUGGGAGAGCUGUUCGACCACGGGCUGGACAGCUGGACCGCGAUGCUGAUAACAGUAUGCAUAUACUCAGUAUUCGGUCGUACCGAGCACAGUAUCCCUCCUCUGAGGAUGUACUUCGUCCUCUGGAACAUCAUGAUAAACUUCUACCUGAGUCACUGGGAGAAGUACAACACCGGAGUAUUAUUUCUUCCCUGGGGCUACGACGCCUCCAUGCUAGCUACAAUCCUGCUGUUCAUCGUCACCGGCAUCCUGGGCCACGGCUUCUGGAAAAUGGACCUUCCCGGAGGUUUCAACGCUGGCAUGCUCUUCGAAGUUGUUCUCUACGUAAGUGCGAUGGUCUCAAACGUCCCCGUCAUCAUAUGGAACAUCAUAAAGUCUUACCGAGACAAGACCGGGAAAAACCGGAGCUUCAUCGAAGCAAUGAGACCUCUAGUGCCUCUUGUUAUAUUAGUCAGCAUUUCGACAUACUGGGUGACACACUCUCCGACAAACAUUAUGGAUAAAGACCCGAGGAUUAUCUACUUCGCAACUGGGACGAUAUUUUCCAAUAUCUGCAGCCGUCUAAUCGUGUCGCAGAUGAGCAACAUCAGGUGCGAAAUCCUGCCCUGGAUCCUGCUGCCGCUGGGUGUUGCGGUAAUUUUUUCCUACGUAGCGCCCAGCUACGAUUUACAAAUAAUGUACUUGACUGCUCUAGUUGCCCUCGCUGCUCACAUACACUACGGGAGCUGUGUGGUGCGCCAGAUGUGUCAACACUUCCGUAUAAACACAUUCCGCAUUCGCGAACAUUCAGAAUGA